This is a messenger RNA of Fomitopsis serialis, 714 nucleotides long. RefSeq lists its product as uncharacterized. The record is from RefSeq and is a predicted model, not a curated record. NCBI's taxonomy places the organism in Eukaryota, Fungi, Basidiomycota, Agaricomycetes, Polyporales, Fomitopsidaceae. Bases 1 to 714 code for a protein of 237 amino acids. The transcript has a single exon.
AUGGCUCCCGAAGUCAAGUUCACCGCGUGGGGCAUCCCGUACCUAGUCGAGUUCAAGAACGUCGCCUUCCGCGCGCGCCAGCGCUCCCGCUCCCCGCCGCGCGUCCCCACCAUCGCCCGCGACUCCCGUUGCUUCUCCUUCAUCCUCGUCGACCGCCCGCCCAGCUUCGACGACACCACAUCCAUCGCAAGCGUCGAGACCGCCUCCUCGGAGACGCUCGCCUACCCCGGCGACGACACCGGCGAGGGCGAGGGCCUCUUCAUCCAGUUCGCGACCCAGCGCCGUGGGAUGCACCAGAAGCUCUCGAACACACGGCUCUGGCGCCUGAAGCAGCGCAUCGCGAAGGCCGUGCUGGCCGCGGGCAUGGACGCGUCGCCGGGGACGGAGAAGACGGACCCGAUGGACGUCCCGACGCUGUCGAGGAUGUCGUACGGGAGCAUCCGCUCGGACGACUCGUCGCCCAUGCCGGACGGCUCGCCGGGCGCCCUGUUUAGCGGCACGUACGGGCAGGUGAUGGUGGCGCUGCAGGCGCGGGGCUCGUCACGACGCCGUGCAAGGAGUCUGGGUUCGACGAAGGUGCGCAGUGUCGGGGCGUUGGUCUGCAGGAGCGAGGACCUCACGUGUGUUGCAGCUACCCGGCUCGGCGCGCUGUUCGUCGCGAACCAUACAAUGGACAGCAAGGUCGAGUUCACUAAGCUCACUUUGUGGGCAUGA